AUGAUGAACAAGACGAAGAAUAAAAGUUAUCUAGAUAUUCUGAGAUAUUACAACAAAAAUGAAUAUCUACAAGGAAAUAAUUUGUACAUAGGGGAAAUUGGAAUUGAAGAGAAAAAUGAAAAUUUAUUUUAUAGAACAGUGAAAAAAGAAAGAUCUAAUUAUGUUGAUGGGGAUGACAUCGGUCUUAACUGGGAUGGAUUUAAUAAUAAUGAAAGGAAUCAUAACUUGGACGAUGAUAAGAUGAGACUAAAUACAGAGAAUUUUUUUAAUGUACUUUUUUUAAAGAACAAAAAAACUGAUAAUAAUAGCUACCGCUGUACUAACCUUUUUUCACAGAGGGAAUGUAACAAUGUGUACAAGAAGAAUAUAAAAAAAAUGAUAAGAUGCAAAGGCAGAGAAAGAAGAAUAAAACCAAUAGAUGAAGAAAAAUUAAUUAAAGAAUUAAAAAGAGAACAAAGGAAAAAAAAAAAAAAUAUAACGAAAGAACAUGGAUGUAUAAAAAAUCAUUAUAAAAAAAUGACACGUUAUUUCUUCAGUUAUAAAAAAAGAAAGACAUGUACCAUUUGCUUUCUUAAUAACAAUUCUGAGUAUUUAGAAAAGUGUAAAAAUUGUUCUCUGUAUUUUCACAUACAUUGUUAUAAAUUAUUUCGUGACAAUUUCAACUUGAGUAAUUUUUUAUGUGACCUUUGUUUGGAUUAUGACGAUGUCGAUUCGGCUGACGAUGUCGAUGCAGAUGGUGAUGCCAAUGCUGCUGAUGAUGCCAAUGCUGCUGAUGAUGCCAAUGCUGCUGAUGAUGCCAAUGCUGCUGAUGAUGCCAAUGCUGCUGAUGAUGCCAAUGCUGCUGAUGAUGCCAAUGCUGCUGAUGAUGCCAAUGCUGCUGAUGAUGUCGAUGCUGACCACUACGUGAGAAAGGGCAGUGUUCCACAUUCUUACAAGAAGAACAACGCAAGUGAAAAUUAUAGGAAAUAUCAUUUUUCUUACAAAAAAAAAAGUUGUGACAUUUCGAAUGGUAAUGAUGUAGAUUCCCUCAAUUCUGUUAUAAAAGAAACGCAGAAGAAAAAAGGAAAAAAAAAUUGUUUUAUGAAAAAACGGCAUUUUUUUAAAUGUCUGAGUGAACCUGAAUUUAGUAAUAAUAAUGUUGAUACCCCCUUAACCAAAUGGGGAAGAAAAAUAAAUGGAGGAAUUAAAAGAAAAAUAGAAAAUAAAAAGAAAAAAGCACAUGAUGAGAAUGGUAACAAUACCAUCCUUCAUCGAGCUAGCGAUUAUCAUUCUGAUUGUAGAUACAAUCAAAACCUUAGUCAUGGUAUAGGACCUUAUAAUAAAAAAUCAAAAAAACAGAUAAAGAAAAAUGAGUUAGAAUUUGUUACAAACAAUAAGAUAUUACUUCGAAUGAUGAAUAAAUUGGGUAAGCCAUUUCAUAAUUAUAGAAAAGUAGAAACCAUGUGUCAACAUAGUCAAUACACGCAGAGCACACAUCGGUGUCAUCCGUGUUCACAGAAACAGAUGCAGAAAUGCCAGCUCAACCAUUACACUCACGUAAUCCAAUAUAUGCAUAUUAUUCAGCACAAGCUAAGGUUACAUAAACGGGAAGCACGAAAAAUCAAAUGCAGAAUCUGCAAUCAAUCUAACACAAAUGUAUUAAUGAUUAAGAGAGAAUCAGAUUUGUGGUUCCAUUUAUGCUGCUUAUACUACAAUGAUAUUACAAAAGACCAUUCAUUACUGCAUGUUUAUUUUGAAUAUUUUUUCGUUAACUUUUAUAACGAAGAUUAUUUUGCUAAUUUGUAUGCAAAUUUGAAAUCGAUAAAUGAAGUAAUAAUACAGAAAAUUAAAGAUGAGUUAUUAAGUAAUUACAACACCAUUGUACAUAACCAUUCCUUUAACUUUUUGAUGAACCCAUUCUAUUACAAUUUGACGAUUAAACAGAUAAAAAAUUUAAUAUUUUACAAUUUUAUUUUGCACACCAAUGUUUUGUAUGAUUCUUAUGCAUGCACUAGCGGUCCAACAACUGGGAAUGGUGCACCUGUCAGUGUAGGAGCUGGGAGUGAAUAUAUUGACAAUGGAAGCAUCCCGUGUCAACCACUAGUUGACAGUAAUGAGCUAGAUGGAAGAAACAACGGAAGAAUGAACAACUUCACAAAUUUAAGUUGUAUCAAUAUAGAGGAAAUGAAACAUAAUUGGAAGUAUACAGAUCGGCUUGGACACCUUGGAGGUUUUUAUCCCAUUUAUUUUAACAAAAACAGGAAAAAGGAGAUUGAAGAAAAUAAUGAGAACCGACACAAUGAUAAUGUGAAUAGCGAUGCUAGUAGUUAUAUAUUAAGAAACAGUGAGUCUAGCUAUAGUGAUAUGAGUUCUGAGAGAGAGAAUACAAAAGAUGAUACUCAAGAAAUGGAAGAUGGAGGAGGAGUAGGAGGGGGUGGAGAAUAUGAAGAAGAUCAAGAAAAUGAACAAUAUAUAGACGAAUUAUUGAGUAUACAAAGCCCAAAUGAAUUAAAUAAUAACAUGUAUUGUAUAGAUACAAAUAAUUGUACCAUUGUGACAGAAGAUAAUUAUUACAUUACAGAUGUUAUGCAUAUAAUAAGUAAUCACACAAAAAACGAAAUAAAUUUGAGUGCAACAAAACAGAAUGAAUUGAAUGCAUUUUUUAAAGAAAUUGAACAAUUAAUAUAUAAAAGAGAUUUUAUUCAUUUAAAGAUACUUAAAGAAAUUAAACAAAAAAUUAUAGAAUCAGUUGAAAACAAUCAUACCAAAAUUUGUAUUUUCUGUAAAAAAUUAUCUGGAAUUAAAACAAAAUGUAUGUUUCCAUCAUGUCAUUCAUAUUUCCACAUAUCUUGUUAUUAUGAUUUUUUUUUGCAAAAACAACGUAUCAUGAUGAGGCAAACGAAUGGAUACAAGAGUCAUGUAGUAACACAUCUUAGAAAGCAAAUGUGGAACAAAUCAAAUUCCACGAAUUUGUUAUGCAAAUUGAACAAAAUUGUUAAGAAGAGAGAAAAAAGAAAACGACGAUUGGAAGAUAAUUGUCAAGGCAGCAAUCAAGGGAAUAAUAACACCUCCUGUACAGGUAAAAACACCGAUGAUUUUGUUUCUAUUGAAAAUGGAAAUCAUAAGAUUAAACGUGAAACGCACAUUACAGAAAAGACAUGCAUAACCUCAGAUUCAAUGAUUAAAAAUGUUCUUCAAUUAAAUUCUGAUGAGAAUGUGCUCGAUACAGAAAUGGUCAUAUAUACACAAGAAUUCUCAAUUCCAUACAUUCGAAAUAUAAGGAGAAAAUUGAUGGAUAAUGUUGAGCACGCAGGGAUGAUGGUGAUGAAUAAGAACUCCGUAGAAGAGGAAUUUGAUUUAAAAGUGGAAUCUGAACUAGAGCAUGAAUCUGAGUUGGAGCAUAAAUCUGAGUUGGAGCAUAAAUCUGAGUUGGAGCAUAAAUCUGAGUUGGAGCAUAAAUCUGAGUUGGAGCAUAAAUCUGAGUCAGAACAUAAAUCUGAGUCAGAACAUAAAUCCGAAUUGGAGGAGAGGAAAAAAGUAAAUGAUAGUUCAAAAGGCAAGAAACAAAUUAGUGAAUCAAAAGUAAACCCAAUGAAAUUAUUAUCAAACAUGGAAUUUCUUGAAAAAAUUAAUUCACAUGUUAAAAAGGAAUUAAUUGAAUUCUCAGCUGUAUCGUCAAUGAAAAACAAUAUGGAAAUGAAAUUAGAUGAACAUCUAUCAAAUAACAAAAAUUUUAUUGGCUUUAGAGAUGUUGACAACAGAGGAGUAAUGAAUGAAAUCAAAAAUUUCAACAAAGUGAGAGCGAAUAUUGGGAAUAUCAAAUGUGAAUGGAGAGAUGAGAAAAGUGCACAUUUUAAUGGUUCUGCUCCAUGUACACAAAACAGCUGUGUCUAUACUAGCCAUGUUAUUAAUCCUAUGGGUUCUGAUCAGGUAGGCUGUUUAUCAAAUAAUCAGGAGAGAUGUUUGAGCACAGAUCAUAGGAAAAUGAAUAUCAUCUCCUUUGACAAAAAUAAAAAUGGCACACACGAAGAAGAAAAGUUUAUCCCCGUGGUCACAUCAAAUAGUCAUCAAAAGCUAUUGAUAAAUUAUCAAAAAGAAAAUCCAAUGAAACAUUUUUUCUGCCAGAAUAUCGAAACAGGAGAACGAAACAUUAGUAAUGCUGUUGAAAAAAUUAAUUUGCUUGAAGAUUUAAGAGUUGGAAGUAUGAGUACAAGGAAGAACUCGGUUGUACAUAACAAUUCUGGAAAUUUUGUUACAAGGGAUUAUUUGCCAAUGAUUUGUUUUCCACGCCAAGGUACAAGCGAGGGUGAUGAGACAAAAGAAAUACGUGAAAAACAAGAGCUCAUGGAGUUUAAAAAUCCAAGUGAUAAAUCUGAGUUGAAGUUGAGCGAGGAAAUUAGUGAGCACCGAGAACAUGAAAUCAUGCAGAAGAUGACAGAGAAAAAAAUGUCCAAAAUGUGUUUAGAAGUGAUUCCAAAGGUGACUCCAGACGUGAUACCAAAAUUGCAUGCAAGAGGGAACAGGACUAGAAGGGCCGACGAUGGACACAGCUUUUCCUCAUUGUCAUCCCUCCUACGUUCAUCCAUAACAUCCGAUUGUUUGGAGUCCUCGUUUGGGUCGAUCAGAUCAUCCGACAGAUCUGUGUCAGCACAAUCCAAAGCAUGCUCUGAAUCUGAAUCUGAAUAUUCAUCGAUAAUUAAAUCACUGUCCUCUUCAUCUUCCAGUUCAUACGCUUCCCCAUCGUGCGACUCAUAUGAAUAUAAAGAUCAGUUACCAAAGCAUGUAACAGUAGGCAAAUGGGAUAGUGAUUACUCUUCUUCCUUUUCUUCUUCCAUCGCUUCAUCAUUAAUUUCCAAUCUGAAUGGCAAGACCAAAUCAUUUUCAUCAUCACAUUCAGUAGUAUCAAAUAGAUCAUGUAUAAUUAGUAACUCAUUAAGUAGCAGUAAUUCACAAGAAGAAUUUUCCUCUUCACAUGGUGAAGUCAUUUCAAAUUUAAAGCUGGGAGACCAUAUAGAGAAUACAAAGAAUAGACAUAAUAAUGUUAUUAAUCAUACUAGAAGGAGAAAAAAAAAACUGAAAAAAAUGAAAAAAAAAAAAAAAUAUUUUGAACAACAGUGUGAAGUACCCACUGAUACAGAGUGUUACACAAAAAAUUCAAAUCGAAAAAACAGAUUAGGUCUUUUUACAACCAAUAUACAAAACAAUGAAAGUAUCCAUGUAGAAUUGAAACACGUAAAGCUGGCUUUAUGUAACAUGCAUAAUAAUGAAAAUGAUAUAACCACAGUAUUGAAUCUAAAAUUAAAUGCCAUUAAUAAUAGAAAGCACAGAAAUUUGGGUUGCAUUUUUUAUCACUACUACAAUUCGUUUCUCUCCUCUGUCUUCUUGGCAGAUAGGUUUGCCAGUACACCAGAGAACGACAAGUUCGAUCUGGGAGACGACACCAAUAAAGAAUGUAAAGAUGAAAAGAGCGAAAAAAAUUAUAAUGCCAAUCAGAAUGGUGUAGAAGUGGCAGGAGUAGAAAUGGCAGGAGCAGAAGUUGCAGGAGUAGAAGUGGCAGGAGUAGAAGUUGCAGGAGCAGAAGUGGCAGGAGCAGAAGUGGCAGGAGCCGAAGUGGCAGUAGUAGAGAUAAAAACACAGGAUUAUGACCGUGGGAAGGAAGAAGAAGAGAAUCAAGAUCUAAACGAAAAGUCAGUGCAAGAGGAAAGAAAAUCGCCCCAUGCUGAAUCAGAGUGCAGAAUGGAUAAACAAAGCCAUAACAUGAAUAAAAGAAAAAUUGAAUGCGUUUCAGGAAUAAUAGAUUCAGGUGAGAAAACAGAACGUAAUGAUAGUCACCAUUAUGAAGGGGAGGACAAAAAUGGUGAGUUUGCUCUUACAGAAGAGAGAAGUAAAAAAAAAAGAAUUAAAUUAAGCAUACAGGGAGAGGAGGAGAUGGAGAAGGAUGGCACAAGCCAUGAUGCGGAUGAAGGGGGAGCAGAGGAUCGUGGAGUUCAGAUGAAACCAUUGAAAUCUCGUGAAGGGAAGACAAUUGUGGAUAAUGACGAUAAUUGUAGUUUGGACAAGGAGAAAAGAAAUGACGAAGAAAAACCCUUGAGCAAUAUCGAAAUGGUGACAGAUUAUGAAAAUUCUCCAUCGCAACAUAGAGCCAAUGAGUACGACACGUUAAGAGAUUUAUUGCAUGAGGAGAAUGAGUGUUCAGAAAAUAUCGAGGGGGUGGCAGAUUUGGCUUUUAGUAGUAGUUCUUCAUCUGGUGGAGCAAAGAAUAAAGGAAUAGAAACAGGAUCAGAUGAAGUAAUUAUCAGGGAGAUCGAUCAUAUAGAUGAAGGAAUGACUGAAACAAAGGAGACAGAUAAUUGUGUCAUAAAGGGUGGUGAGAUGUUAGAGGAGAAGGAAGAAGGAACCACGGAAAUUUCAAAUUAUGCUGGAAUAGCCACUCCUGAGAAAAUCGCACAGGAAUCUAAUGCACAAACCCUGAGAAAUUUCACGAACUACAUUGAGAGAGUGAUCAACAGUGUAGAAUCCAACGUAAUUCUGAAGAACAACGUGUGCGAAGGAGUAUACUACUUGAGACAACAGAACGGAGUGAAUAUAUAUCAAAAGGUUAGUGGUAGAUUUAAGAAGCAAUUAAAAAUACAAAAUAUGAAGAAAAAAAAAAAAAAAAAAAAAAAAAAAAAAUUAAGUGAUAUAACUAUUUUGAGAAAUGUGAAUAUUGAUAUUCAAAAGGGGAAUAAACAAAAUAAUAGCAACAAUAUAGAUUUAAAAAAAAAAGUUGACAUAAAUAAAUAUGCUUAUCUCUUCUAUCGACUUCCUUUACUGAUUUAUGGCAGUAAAUAUGUAAAUGACAUUGACAAUUUAAAGUUCAUAUAUCAGAUAAAAAAUGUGUUUCAUCAAUAUUCUGAAUUUACCAAUUCAGGAAAUAUUAUAGCGCUUGUGAAUCUGCUAAAAAGCUAUUCAACACAUUCUAUGUUCCAUAAAAGUGUAACUAAUUCUAGGAAAAGUACACUUGAGAAAGAGGACAAGUGUGUUAGUAGAAGGAGAACCUCAACAAGUGCUGCUCAUGCUACCACCAGUGCAAGAACGGAAAAGGAAUCACAACUGGAUGGAAGGGAUUGUUUGGGAAGGGUGCUUGCCACGAGAGGAGCAGGAGUAGAGGUAGGGGCAGUAUCGAGAUCGUGGAGGGGAAUAUAUGAAGGUGAUACCCAUGAUUCGCGUAGCCCAAUUAGUGAGAGAAUAAAACUAGAAGAUAGUGCUAUGGAAAAUAUGAAUAUACAGGUGAAGAACACAAUGAUGAUUAUGGAUUCAGCGUGCGCGCAUGAGUUAAAAAAAAAUGAAACGAAUAAUCAUAACACUUUUGGAAAUGCAAAGGAAAAUUUGGAAAAUGAUGAUACUGAUCUAGUUAAAGGAAAUACAUAUGCCAGCUCUGUAAGCGUAUAUUCUAGCCAUGUUGGUAAUGAUAGACAUUAUUAUAUGCAUGAAAAGGUGUCAGUAGAUGCACAUGGCAAAAGAUCAAGUACGAGAAAAAGGCAAAAGAUGAAAUUAUCUAUGGAAAGAGAUAAUACAAAGCUAAGUAACAGUGAUCAUCAGAUGAUAGAAACGCUCGAUCAUUUGAAGCAGAACGAAUCGAACAAAAAUGGCAGUAUGAGUGGCGACAAAAAUGGUAACGCGAGAAAUAAUGAAUCAAUCAAGGAAUCCCAAUCGUAUGUAAAUAAAAGUUUCAACCUAGUUUUUUGUGUAUUCGACAAUGGAAGUAAUAUUUAUCUACUUAUAUACGAAUCUGAUAGUGAUAAUAGAAAGAAAUACGCAAAGAAUAAACUGUUAAGGAAAAAAAACGAAUUUAACAAUAUCGAUUAUUUUUUCAGAGAUUUGUAUGAAAAACUACAUCAGAGUAGUUCAAGGGAUGGAGCAUUUGAAAUUAUGAAGUCUCUUUUUUGUAAUAAUAGUAGUACUCUUUCUCAUUCGACUAUCAGUACUGGAGGAUUCUUGGGUGUAGAUGCAAAAGGGGAAAACGAUUCCUUUUCUGUUUCUAAUGGAAAAACUUUACCUAUAAACGCAAUUGACUACACACGGCCAACCAAUGAUUCUUUGAAGCCAAUUGAUUCCAUAGAAUCCAUGAAUGGAAUGAACAAUUGUAUCGGAAGCAGUAGUAAGAUCAAUGGAACUAGGACUAACAUAAAAAAUGGCACAAUUAACAAUGUUAACUAUUAUCUACACAACGGAGGAAACGUAGAUGCAGAGGAACAGAAUUAUUUGAAAUUAAAUGAAAUGAUGCUAAAUAAAAAUCUGCUGAAAAACAUAUUGAAAAAUUUUAAUUUAUUUAAUAUAACCAAAAAUAUGAACCUGAAAUUAGCUAAAGUUAUAGAGCUUACAUACUACGACUACCUGUUCUUAAAGAGGCACAAAUUUUUUUAUUCAAAAAGAGGAGUGAAGAUAUAUGACGUCUGUAACAAUUUCUAUGACAUUGAUAGUGGAGAAAAGAAGGAUAAUAAUAGUAGUAAUGUCAAGGGAGACAGAGGGAACAGUUACAGUAACAAUGAUCAACGCAAUUACAAUAUUGAUAAUGUAAAAUAUAGUUUCCAAAUGACAAAUAAAUUAAAAGAAAUGUUCACGAAAUUAUACUCUGGGAACAGCAAUAAUAACUUAUUUAAUUUUAGGGGAUUUGUAGUUAAAGAAAACUGUUACACGGCCGGAGGAUGUACAGAUAUCAACAUGAAUGUAUAUCAAAGGGAUGAUAAAACUACCUUGGGAUCAUUUAUUGCCAUGUUUAAUAAUUUCAGCACAAUGAAUGGAAAAAAAAAUACCGGGAUAUUUGGAGAUUGGCAGCAAGGCUGUAGCCCAUUUUUGUGGUCUAAGGAAAGUAUUGGAUUACCAGAGAUCUAUAAUCGAAUUAACAGUAUGGAAGGUGAUUACAUAGAGAAUGGGAGCUUCUUAAACCAAAACCUGAAAGAACCUGUUUUCAAUAAAAAGGUAGCAAGAAGAAACGACCGGAGGGACAGACGAGACAGACGAGACAGAAGAGACAGACGAGACAGAAGAGACAGAAGAGACAGACGAGACAGACGAGAUAACAAAAAAAAUAUAAAUAAGAAAGAAAAUAAAAGCAUAUCACAUGAUACUAGCGCCAAUUCGUGUAAUAACACCAACCCGUGUAAUAGCCCCAACCCGUGUAAUAGCAGCCCGGGAAAAAUGUUUUCAAAUGUGACGUGUCCCAACACUGAACCAUGUGAUUAUAACAGCAACUCUGAUUUGGGAACAAACAUUAGUACAGAACAAACCAUCAACUGUGUCAUAAGGACGUACCUAGAGAACUCAUAUGAUGAUGAUAAUGUAGCUGAAUUUGUAAAAGAAAUUAUAAAAAAGUACAAUACAUUCGGGGGUAAUAUUAAAAAUGGAUCGAAGGGUAAACAGCAAACCAAUGAAAUGUGUGUGCACCCAACCAAUAGCUUCAGCUCCUACGAUAUUUAUAAAUUGUUUUUACUAGAUAAUGAGCUGUUGAGUAAUAGUUACGAUGGCUUAAUAGAUGGUAGCGUAUGUGAUGGUUCAAGUGGCAAUAGUGCAUGGAAAAGUACAAGUAUUUGUAGCGGAACUAAUAUGCAACAGGGCUCAAUAUUCAGAAAUAAAGAGGAAAAAAAACUAUACCUAAAUAACGUCCUUUUGGAUAAAAGUGCACUAGUAAACUUUAGAAAUUGCAUUGUUAAGAAGAUGCAAAUGGAAUUUUUUUACAAAAGUUGUAAGAAUAUUGCAAAUAAUAUAGAGAGAGAGAAUAAUUUUGUAGACAUAGAAAAUAUUCUAUCAUUUAACCAGAACAAGAAUAAUUUUAUUAAAACAAUCAAAUGGCGUAAUGUAGAAGAUAUAGAAACGAAGAUUGAUUUAAGUAAAAAUAAUAGCAGCUACAUCAAUUAUGGAGUCAAAAUUAAGGAAAAAGAGAACAAAACUAAUUUAUCAUUCUUAGCAUUAUCCAAAAGUGAUUCCAAAGUUAGUACUAAUCAUUUGAACAUUUUUGGUUCACAUCACGCUACUAAUGAGUUAGUAACCCCCAAUCCAAAUGUCUACAAAAAUGAUUCGUCAAAUUUGCUAUUAAUACCAUCAGAACGGAAUGAUUAUUCAACCAAUGCAUGUACAAAAAGUGAUGAAAAGGAUGAUAAGAGUAGAAGCAAUUUAACCACAUCUAACGAAGGUAGAUGUAUUCUAAACGGAAAUAAUAUUCUCCAAUUGGUGAAGGAUCAAAAAUAUGACGAUUUAGCUAAAUAUGCCAAGAGUACUAACAAUAACAGGAACUUUAACAGUUCAAAGAAACAGUUAAUCAAUGAAGAAAAAAAAAAUUAUUCUUAUUUUUCAAAUUAUGACAAAAAUGAAAAUGGGAAUUUUGAUACUCUCAUUUAUAAUAAUUAUGAAAAAAUGAAAGAUCUGUAUAACAAGCUAAAUGAAGAAAUAGUAAAAAAUAAAUUGAAACUAAUGAGUAAUAUUAUUGAAGAAAAUCAUUCAUAUAACAUUUCUGAUAUGCCAUUGUAUAUAAAUCUAGUUUUUUACAAAUAUGCUUGUGUAAAUAAUUGGAAUUAUUUAAUUCAUAACUUAAAGCAAGGUUUUCUAAAAGAAGAAGCCUCCUUUUUAAGUUUAAACGAUGGGGCUAACAAAAAAAAGGAUAUUGAAAGGGGAGAUGCAAGAUAUGACAAUAAUCAUGGGUCAUUAUUACUAUCAACAGCAUCACCACCAUCAGCAACAUUGAGUGAUGAACGGGGCUGCUCUGGCCGUAAUAUCGGAGACUAUGAUAAGAUUGAUAAACAUAAACCAGCUAGUGAUAAAAAAAUAGAAGAAGGAGUAGAAGGAAGAAGAACUCAGUUGAUUAAUUUAGAGGGGAAAAAAGAGUAUGGCACCGAUGGGUGUAGCAAAAUUUGUGACAAAAGAGUGAAAGAUGCUACACCGUUAGCAGCAGGUGUGUCUACAGCUUCUGCUCCAUCUACCUUGGAGAAAAUUCUAAAGACAAGCGAAUCUAGUUUUAAUCAAAAGAAAAAUGGGAAGAAUGAAAAAAAUAGCAAAAAUGAAGAGAAGGAAAAACCCAAGGAUUUCACAUGUAGCGUUUGUUUCAAUAACGAGAUGAGUAACAUAAAUAUUUUUUACAAAUGUGGUGAAUGCUCUAUUCACAUGCAUAAGUACUGUUACGGAAUCUAUCAGAAAGGAAGGAGUGAUGAAUUUUUGUGUGAAAAAUGUGUUUAUAGCAAAAAUAUUAAUAAAACAAGAAAUCAAUGUGAAGAUACCAAUAAGAGUAAUAGCCAUUCAAAAAAGAAAAAGAAAAGUAGCAACGGAGGAGCUUCAAGUUCUAAUAGUAACAACAUUUUGCACAACAAUGUUAACGAUCUACACGAUAACACAAAAAAUAAUAUGCUUGAUGCGUAUAAAGGAUUUGAAUCUUGCUGUUACAUAUGUAAGAAAGAUGGAGGUGCCUUGAAAAAAACAACGUCAAAUCAUUUUGUUCAUCUUUUUUGUGUUUUAUUUUUUAUAUCCAAAGUUUUCUGUUUAAAUAUUUACAAUUUGAAUAUGUGGAACAUUACCAAUUUGAAUACGUUUGAAAAUAUUUGUUGCAUAUGCAAUAAAAAAGGAGCUGUCAUACGUUGUAGUUAUUGCCAAGAAAAUGUUCAAGGGGAAGAUUCACUGAUCAGUAGUGGUACGUAUAACAUUUUUAACACUCAUAAAAAAACUGCCAAAACGUUUAAGAAGUGUAAUAAAUUUUUUCAUCCAUUAUGUGCCUAUUUGGAAGGGUAUCAUAUGAAAGUUGAAAUUUAUGAAGAUCUAUUUGUGACGACAUAUUUUUAUGACAACUGCUUUUCUUAUUUUGAUGUUAUAACACACUGUAAUGAUCAUAUACCCAUGGGGAGUUACCAACAUAGGGAUGUUAUUAAACAGAAGAGGAACAAAUUGUACAUGAGCAACAACAACUACAAUGGCAAUAAUAAUAGCAAUACGAAUGACGAUUUUUCGUUUCACAAAUCGAAUGACCAAAAUACAAAAAUGAAGGGGGAAAAUAAUAGUCAAAGUAAGAUUGCUAACAAGGUUCCAAGUUUAGAGAUCCAACAGAACUGUAGUAAUACUCUUCCAUCGUUCCAGAGCUUUGUGAACAAUGGUUUAACAAAAGAGGAAGAAGCAUACAACGAAAAAUGUACGAUGGAUAGCAUAGAACAAGCCAAUAAUAAUAUUAUACCAAGAAAUAAAUUAUGA
This is a messenger RNA of Plasmodium gonderi, 12186 nucleotides long. RefSeq lists its product as hypothetical. NCBI's taxonomy places the organism in Eukaryota, Apicomplexa, Aconoidasida, Haemosporida, Plasmodiidae. The transcript has a single exon. The coding region runs from base 1 to 12186 and encodes 4061 amino acids. The record is from RefSeq and is a predicted model, not a curated record. Gene Ontology annotation, biological process: regulation of transcription by RNA polymerase II.